Molecule: messenger RNA, 975 nt
Organism: Protopterus annectens (West African lungfish)
Lineage: Eukaryota; Metazoa; Chordata; Ceratodontiformes; Protopteridae
Product: melatonin receptor type 1C-like
Exons: 2
Coding region: 1-975 (324 amino acids)
Biological process (GO): G protein-coupled receptor signaling pathway
Cellular component (GO): membrane
Molecular function (GO): melatonin receptor activity
Source: RefSeq, a predicted model, not a curated record
AUGUUAGUCAUUAAUAGCAGAAGCCAUGGCAGCCUUGCUGAAAAUUAUACUUCUUUUCCAGUUUAUGAGCUUGCAGAAGGUGCAACAAUAUUACUGGCCACUGUGAUGAUCUUCACAACCAGCACAAACAUCUUUGGAAACAUACUAGUGGUGCUGUCUGUGUUACAAAACAAAAAACUCAGAAAUGCUGGUAACAUGUUUGUUAUCAGUCUGUCUGCAGCAGAUGUCAUUGGUGCUGUUUAUCCAUACCCUUUGCUGAUAAGAUCCAUUUUACAAAACCAAUGGCAGUUAGGAGAAAUGCAGUGCCAGAUUGCAGCUUUCUUUCAUGGUUUGAGCUUCAAUGCUUCUGUCUAUAACAUCAUGGUGAUAGCAAUCAAUCGUUGGUGCUGUAUUUGCCAUGGGGUGAAAUAUGACAAGAUAUUCACCAUGAAGAACACCUUCUGCUAUAUAUGCCUGACAUGGGCAAUUAGCUUUAUUUUAAUUUUGCCAGAUUCCCUACUGGGAGCCUUACAAUAUAAUCCACAUGUGUAUAUAUGUACAUUCCUAGCUUCUGCAAAUGAAGCAUUAACUAUUGGGGUUGCUUUUUUUCAUUUCAUUUUUCCAGUAACUGUUGUAAUUCUUUGCUAUGCAAAUAUCUGGAUUAUGGUCAUACGGGUCAAGUACAGAAUCAAAAAAGACAGCAAGCAAACUCUCCAGCCUUCAGACAUGCGGAACUUUCUGACAAUGUUUGUAGUAUUUGUGCUUUUUGCAGUUUGCUGGGCCCCAUUCAGCAUUCCCGGUUUGAUUGCAGUUUUCAGCCCUCCAGGAAAAGCACCCAGUUUUCCAGAUUGGUUGUUUGUUGUUGGCUUCUUUAGUGCGUGUUUCAAUAGCUGCCUCAAUGGUAUUGUUUAUGGGUUUUUUAAUAAGAAUUUUUGGAAUGAGUACAAACGUAUACUGUGGUCACUGUUAACAUUUAUAAUAAGAGGCAAGAAAUGA